AUGACUGAUUGUAAUAGUACAACGGAGCGCAGUUUGACGUCUGGAUUGGAAGCAAUGUCAUUGAAGGCAAUAUCCCCAUCGAAGUUGAAUAGAAGGCAUAAAGUCUCGAGCAAACCUGAUAAAUUGAAUGAAAAUGUCUGUUUGGAUCGCAGAGCAGAAGUUUUGGUUAAUACGGAAAAUGAAAUGCCAACAGAAAUUGUCAGUAAGAUAAAGAACGAAAACUUCCAUUUGCAAUUGGAAUUGGAACAGAAGAACCAUGAGAUUUCCAAAUUAAAGUCAAUGCUCUUACCUAAACUGACACCACCUGCAAUUGAUCUAAGAUUAACGACAAGUUUAAAAGACCCUUUGUACUACCAUCCGGAAAGCAACAAAAUUCCCGGUAUGUCUGGGGCUACAGUGACAAAUUCAGAUUACGUGUCCCAUUUCUCAUCAUCAUCAUACGAUGGGAAUAGAAAUGACGUUAGAGAGACCUCAACCGUUGCUAGUACUACAAUAUCAAGAAAGGAAAAAAACCAUAUGUUGUUCACUAGGAAUAUUUUACCCUUUAUUCGGGAUUCCAUCAACAUGUAUAAAAACUCCCAUGUUUUAAAUGAAGAAGUGGUCCCGAUAGAAAAAGAGCUCGAUAAGUUUUAUGAUAACUCCUUGAAGAAGGACGAAAAAUGUGAAGUAUUUUCUAAUGUACUCUUAGGGUUACUCAGGGUACAGAGAUUAAAUAUAGCGGCGUUGAACAGAGAAUUAGAGUUGAAAACAGUGGAGAGAAAAAUGGAUUACUUGGCAACAUUGUUUUUGGAUCCACAAGAGUAUGAAAUACCACGUCAUAGCUCCAUGAAACGAAUCAGAGAUCAGAUGUUGGAUGUGAUUAUUUCUCUAUAUGGAGAAUUACCAAAUCCUAACCAAAGGGCAGCAAGAGAAAUGAAAUAUCAGCAGCCACAACAGGUUCCUUUGAAGAUAAAAUCAGAUUCAAAACUGAACCGACAGUCUCAUAAUCCUGAAAUACUACCUAUUGGUUAUUCAAACUCAUCUUCAAAACCAGCAAGGUCGGCAAAGAAACGCAUGAGAAAUAUCAAAUUGACACCAUUCAAGACAGCUUCACAGGAAGACAUGGAUGCCGAUGAUGAUCUGGACGUAGACCUCUCAGAUCCCUUACAACUACUUUUGGCUGAACGUAUAACUGGAACUGAUUUGGAAAACACAACGUCACUGACUAAUUCGUUGUGA
Kluyveromyces lactis is the source of this 1218-nucleotide messenger RNA. RefSeq lists its product as uncharacterized. Bases 1 to 1218 code for a protein of 405 amino acids. The record is from RefSeq and is a predicted model, not a curated record. The transcript has a single exon. NCBI's taxonomy places the organism in Eukaryota, Fungi, Ascomycota, Saccharomycetes, Saccharomycetales, Saccharomycetaceae.